Bathycoccus prasinos is the source of this 3039-nucleotide messenger RNA. Its product is annotated as histone deacetylase. Gene Ontology annotation, molecular function: protein binding. Lineage: Eukaryota; Viridiplantae; Chlorophyta; Mamiellophyceae; Mamiellales; Bathycoccaceae. The record is from RefSeq and is a predicted model, not a curated record. The transcript has a single exon. Bases 1 to 3039 code for a protein of 1012 amino acids.
AUGUUCGAGAAUAAUUCAUCGGACGAGGAGACAGACGACGAUGAAGGGCACCUUUUUCAAAGUCAGUUUCCAAUUCACGAUUUGUGCGACGCACGCGUACAUUUUGAAGGUAAUGGUGGUGGUGUCGGUGUUGCUGGAGAGAAUUUGGAACGGUUGAGGAAAGCGUUGACGUUUCCAAAAAAGAAGAAGAAAAAUGAUGGAGAAGAAGGCGGCGGCGGCGGAGGAGAAGAUGAUGGUGAUGAUGAUGAGGAAGAAGGAGAGGAUGGUGAUGAGGAAGAAGACUCGGACGACGAGAAAGAUUUCGAUCCAGAUGCGGAAGAAGAAGAAGAAGAAGAAGAAGGGGAAGAAGAAGAAGAUGGUGAUGAUGAUGACAAAAACGAGAACAACGCUGGGAACGACGAGGGUGAUGACGCUGCCGCGGAGGAGCAAUUCAACACCAACUUGAAGCACGCGCUAAAUCGUCGAGACGAGGACGGGCAAACGGCGUUGCACUGCGCGAUUUUGAGCGGUCAAAAUCUAAUGGUGGAGAUGUUGUUAGAGAAAGGCGCGGAUCCGUUUGCAACUUUGGAAGGGUCUCCGCCCGUGCACAUCGCGUGUACGAUGGCGUCGUUCGCCAAGUUUCGCGAGGCAAGUCUCGAGAUGGUAAAGGUAUUGCUACCGCAUUUGACUCGACACGAUGUGGAGGAUGAUUACCACAGAACGGCGAUGAGUAUUGCCGCGCAACACGGGAGUAAAGAGAUUUGCGCGUAUUUGAUUCAAAACUACGAAGCGCCAAACGAGGAGGACGAUUUGAAGGCGUAUUUGAAUCAGAAAGAUCGAUCGGGGAGGACGGCGUUGAUUUGGGCUGCUAAUUAUAAUCGCGCGGAUGUUGUGGAACUUUUGUUGGAAAACGAUUCCAGCAUGCUCAACGAUACCGAUAACGAUGGGAAUACGGCGUUGAUUCACGCGGUGAGGAAUAAUAGCGCGGAGUGCGUGAAAGUUUUGAUAAAGAGGAACGCGGACGCGGACAUUGUCAAUGCGAAAGAAGAAAGCGCGAAGUGUAUCGCCAAAAGAAGAGGGUACGACGAUUUGGUUUCUUUGUUGAACGGUAAAAAAGGUAAGAAAGAAACGACGCCGCCUGGUGUGAAUGGCUUGAUUAUCGCCCCGGACGCGUGUUUGUUACACCACUCGUGUCCGGCCAUUAAGAGAGGAUGUUCAUUUGAUGUCCCUCCAGAAAACGUUCAAAGAUUGACGUGCAUCAUGAACCCAGUGAAUGGUACUCUGCGCGCGGCAGAUUUCUCCGAGUCUUCAACCCUGAGCAUAGACACGACGGAGUCGCCGGCGCAAAUGGUGGACGUUUUACGAUGCCACGAGUACAAUUACAUCAAAAAGGUGCAAAAAAUUUGUGAAUCUCUCCCAGACGUAACGGUACACUCCAGCGCGAUUGGAACCAUCGAUGGCGAUACCACGGUGUGUUCGCACUCAUUUCACGCGGCGCUCUGUGCCGCUGGAGCGGCAAUCAAGGCUGUCGAUGCGGUUGUCAUCGGUGAAGAGCAUGAAAAGUGUCAACGCGUCUUCUGCGCGGUGAGACCGCCGGGACACCACGCGGGACCAUUAGGACCAGUUGGCCUUCCUGGCGAUCCAAUUGGACAAGGGUCGCACGGUUUCUGUUUGAUUAAUAACGUUGCCGUUGCGGCAGCAUACGCGAGGUGCGUGCACAGACACAAAGGCAUCAAGAAAGUUGCGAUCAUUGAUUUCGACGUCCAUCACGGCAACGGUACCGAAGCGCUCGUCGCGAAUACGGCACCGAGCGCGCCAAAAGUUAAAAUCUCAACGCCUUGGAGCAGCGGAGAGAUAACGACGAACACGUGUAAACCGUGGAUGGAUCCGGACACCGAUAAGGAUGAGAUUUUCUUCGCGUCCGUGCACGGCUACGGAAGAAUGUCAAAUUUUUACCCCGGAACGGGACCGACGAAAGAUACGAAACAAAGACAAGAACAAAAUGAUAUCAAUUUUGAAAACGAAGACAAUAAUAAUAACACUAGCACGGAAAACGACAACACAGAUACUGGAUACGUUUCCGGGUACUCCUCCGCGGAAGACGAAGCCGCUGAUGGCGUCGUCAAGGACGAUCAAAAAGUGUUGGCGGAAAUGGAAACGGCGACGUUUGAAAAGCCGCCACCGAGAAUCGUUGACGUUGGUAUGAUUGGCGAAGGUAAACGCGCCGAACGAGGGAGUUCGUGGAGACGCGUUUGGCGAGCGAAAGUUUUACCCGCUCUGGAUGAAUUCAAACCAGACUUAGUGUUCAUCUCCGCUGGUUUCGACGCGCACUCGAAAGAUGCCAUUCAAGGACCAGUCAAUUUAGGCGUCAAAGAGUUAGAUUACGAGUGGCUGACGAACGAAUUGUGCGAAAUUGCGAACAAACACGCCGGAGGAAGAGUUAUAUCAGUCUUAGAAGGCGGUUAUCGGAUUCAAGGCAAAGCUGUCUCUGCGUUUGGUCGCUCGGUUGCAUCACAUUGCAAAGCGUUGUUCGCCACGCACAACACCGAUUGUUUCGACGAAAAGUUAAACGCGCGUAUUUUGGAGAAAGAAGUCGCGAAAAAGCGAGAGCAAAGAGAGUUGGUGCGUUUAGAACGUUUAGAACGAGAGACCGAACAGUUGCGCAGAAGACAAGAGGAGAGAGAACGAGAACUUUUGCGAUUGCAAGAGCUCGAAGAAAACGGCGGCGUCGAAACUGAAGAAGGAGGCGCGCCUACUGAAGCGGCUGAAGCGGCAGCACCACCGCCGGCGGAGGUGCAGGAAGUGGGAGGUAAACGUCGUCGUCGCGGUGGUGCGGUCGAUUACGCCGCCCUCAACGCGAAAAUGCUCGAAGAGCAACAGCAAGAACAGAAACAAAAAGAAGAAAAAGUAGAAGAACAAGAUCCGCCGGCGGUUCCCAUCGUUAUUGACGGCGACGACGAGGAGAACGAGAAUGUUGACGAAGAAAACAUGGAGGAAGACGAUGAGGAGGACGACAUGGACGCCGAAGAAGAAGACGAGGAGGAAUUAGCAGACGCUUGA